Cyprinodon tularosa is the source of this 1957-nucleotide messenger RNA. RefSeq names its product 3-hydroxyisobutyryl-CoA hydrolase (gene hibch). The coding region runs from base 105 to 1253 and encodes 382 amino acids. The record is from RefSeq and is a predicted model, not a curated record. The transcript has 14 exons. Lineage: Eukaryota; Metazoa; Chordata; Actinopteri; Cyprinodontiformes; Cyprinodontidae. Gene Ontology annotation, molecular function: 3-hydroxyisobutyryl-CoA hydrolase activity. Gene Ontology annotation, biological process: L-valine catabolic process. Gene Ontology annotation, cellular component: mitochondrion.
UCAGCGGCAGUUUGCCGACGUCAAACAGGAAGUAAACAGUGUAACAGGGAGUUCAGUGAAAGUGCAGCUUCUGGCCACGCUGAACUGAUCACACCAUUAUAAUAAUGCCACUAACGGUUCUGACUUCUGCCUGCAGACUAAAGCCUCUUUGCAGACUGCAGCGGAUCCAGGCUCACAUGAUGUCGAGUCACGUGGAACCAGAGGUUCUCCUGGAGAAAGCAGGCAGAGCUGCUGUGAUCACCAUGAACAGACCCAAAGUCCUCAACGCCCUCAACUUGAGCAUGAUCCGCCAGAUCUACCCUCAGCUCAAGAAAUGGGAAAAUGACUCUGAGACAGACAUUGUGAUCAUCAAAGCAGCGGGUGGGAAAGCCUUCUGUGCCGGAGGAGACAUUAGAGCGGUCACAGAAGCAGGAAAGGUCGGCGGUUCGCUGGCGCAGGACUUCUUUCGUGAGGAAUAUCUUCUGAACAACGCAAUAGGAACAUACAAGAAGCCAUAUGUGGCCAUAAUUGAUGGGAUAACGAUGGGAGGGGGCGUCGGUUUGUCGGUUCAUGGGAGGUAUCGAGUCGCCACGGAGAAGACGCUCUUUGCCAUGCCGGAAACCGCCAUCGGGCUUUUCCCUGAUGUGGGAGGGGGCUAUUUCCUGCCGAGGCUCCAGGGAAAGUUGGGACUGUUCCUCGCCUUGACGGGCUUCCGGCUGAAGGGACGUGAUGUUCAGCGAGCUGGAGUCGCCACUCACUUUGUAGAAUCUAAGAAGAUCCCAGACCUGGAGAAGGAGCUUGUGGACCUGAAGUCUCCAUCUGAUACGGACGUCUCCAGACUGCUGGAGUCUUUCCAGAAGCAGAGUGAUCUGGACUCUGACAAACCUUUUGUCCUGGACAAACAUAUCUCUGAUAUUGACAGGCUUUUUGGCUCCGGCAGUGUGGAGGGAAUCAUGCAGAACCUGAAGGCCGACGGAUCAGAGUUUGCUAAGAAACAAGCUGAGACUCUUUCCAAAAUGUCUCCCACGUCCCUGAAGAUCACCUUCAAACAGUUGCAGGCGGGCGCCACCCUGAGCCUGCAGGACGUGUUGGUGAUGGAGUAUCGGCUGAGCCAGGCCUGCAUGAGAGGCCAUGACUUCUAUGAGGGCGUACGCGCAGUUCUGAUCGACAAAGACCAGAAUCCUCGCUGGAAUCCGUCAGCCCUGGGGGAAGUUUCUGAUCAGUACGUGGACGAGUGCUUCGCUUCGCUGGGAGAGAAGGACCUGACUUUCUGAUGUGUGAUCAACCAGCCGCCGUCGCCUCCCACCCUCUGAACAUUCAGGCCUUGUCUAAACAGACGCUUCCUGCUCACUCAUCCUUUCAUGGUCAGUCGUUUCAGACGGCCGUGCUGCAGAGAGCCUGUUGCUGUGUGACUAACACUUCACAAUCUCUUUUCCUCUGGAGAUGUUUAGCAGAAAAUUUAGAUCUUUUUCCUUCAGAUGAGAAAUCAAAACAGAAUCAAAGUGCUAACAGAAACAAUUUUUUUUUUUUUUUUAUGUUUGGUGUAAGUUGAGUGUUUUGCUGGAAUUUCAAGGACCUGACAGCCGCAUUGCACUGCCAGCAGAACAGGAGAGAGGGAAAUGAUCUCACCAUUAAGUGCUUCAUCACAUUUCCCGUGGGUGUUUGUUGAUGUGACUGAGAUCAGUUAUCAUCUGUUUUUCUGUGUUUCUGUCUCCAGCUAAAACACAGGCGGUAAUAUUUCCACCUGCUUUUGCCAUUUUUAUGUUUGUCCUUUUUAAAUUUAAUGCGAAACAAAACACAUUUAUUGAUGAUGCAGAAGCAGGAUUUAUUAGUGACUGUAUAAAAAUCACAUAUAGUUUCAUUAAACUGGAAUCUUGUUUUUAUUUCUUAUAAACUUGUCUGUUCUGUAGGAGUGCAGCCAGGUCCUCAUAUCUACAGUAUUUAUGAAUCAGGAGGCAAUAAAAAGAGUUUAUUACAU